Molecule: messenger RNA, 1176 nt
Organism: Exophiala aquamarina CBS 119918
Lineage: Eukaryota; Fungi; Ascomycota; Eurotiomycetes; Chaetothyriales; Herpotrichiellaceae
Exons: 1
Coding region: 1-1176 (391 amino acids)
Molecular function (GO): protein binding
Source: RefSeq, a predicted model, not a curated record
AUGACCGAACCCAACAUCCAGACACAGAAUGGCAUCUCUCAGCCUGACGGGCAGAAACCCCAGGCUGAGGUUCAGAUAGAACUCCCAGCCACCCAAGAAACUCAACCUCACCCAUCUGGUCCUCUAGUUAGCAGCAAUGGAUGGGAUGGCAAACUGCGCAUGCAACCCCGCAACGCCGUGCUGUCCAACCCGGAAAUCCUCAGUGAUCCCGACUAUUCCGACCCAGACGCCCCUCCGGUCGACCAAAUUGAGGCCGAUGAAGAUCUCCUGGAAGAUAUGGACGUUUCCACUGAAGACAUCGACCUGGUCCACAGCCGCAUCGCCUCUCUUCCCGCCCUCAAACUCGAACGCUUCACCAAAGUGCAAAGACUAUGCCUGCGCCAAAAUCAGAUCUCUUCCAUCCAAUUUCCCCCCAGCCUGGGCGAUACCGUACAAGAGCUGGAUCUCUAUGACAACCUGAUCUCCCAUAUCAAGGGUCUCGAUGACUUCAAGGUCCUGACCACCCUCGACCUGAGUUUCAACAAGAUCAAACACAUCAAGCACCUCAACCACCUCCACACGUUGAAGGAACUCUUCUUCGUGCAGAACCGCAUCUCCAAGAUCGAAAAUCUUGAAGGCCUGGACAAUCUCCUCAUGAUCGAACUGGCUGCGAACCGACUGCGAGAGCUUGAAAACCUCGAACCCCUGCGAGCCUUACAGGAACUCUGGCUAGGCAAGAACAAGAUUACCGAGAUCAAGAACCUGACACCUCUCACAAACCUCCGCCUGUUAGAUAUCAAAUCCAACCGCCUUACAGCCAUUUCCGGCCUAGGCUCCUUAACAAACCUCGAAGAACUGUAUGUAUCCCACAACGCGAUCACCGAGAUAUCCCCUACAUCCCUAUCCAACAACCACAAACUCCGAGUCUUGGAUAUUUCCAACAACUUGAUCACCCGCCUUGAGCACAUCGGACACCUGAAGCACCUUGAGGAGUUAUGGGCGUCCAGCAACAAAAUCAGUGAUUUCCGAGAGGUCGAGCGCGAGCUGGCAGACAAAGAACAUCUCGACACGGUAUAUUUUGAGAUGAACCCUCUACAGUUGGCUGGACCGGCGCUGUACAGGAAUAAGGUUAGACUGGCUUUGCCUCAGGUCAGUCAGAUUGAUGCGAGUGAGUGCUCUCCUUCCCGGAGAAUAUGA